This is a messenger RNA of Populus nigra (black poplar), 4150 nucleotides long. RefSeq names its product probable sucrose-phosphate synthase 3. NCBI's taxonomy places the organism in Eukaryota, Viridiplantae, Streptophyta, Magnoliopsida, Malpighiales, Salicaceae. Bases 700 to 3909 code for a protein of 1069 amino acids. The transcript is spliced from 12 exons. Gene Ontology annotation, molecular function: sucrose-phosphate synthase activity; sucrose synthase activity. Gene Ontology annotation, biological process: sucrose metabolic process. The record is from RefSeq and is a predicted model, not a curated record.
AGAUGGAAACGACAAUUUAGCAUUUAUAUUCAUAUGCAUUAGAAAAUAAAAAUACCCCUUCAGUGUUCAUGGAGGUUCAAACCUUGAGACGUAAAGGGCCCUUAGAAAUGAUCGAAGAAAUUGAAACACCAUUUACAGGAGCGAGCGGAAAGCCACAAAUAUGAAGGAAACCUGCUGACAGGGAGGGAGCGAAGGCGGUAAGCUCGCAUUGGGAAGCGGACAACCUUGGAAACGGUGACUUCCCAACCAUCCAUCAUCCUCUCACACAGGUGUGAACAUCACUUCAACCAUUCUUUGUACACAUGUCCUCCUCCCUUUGUCUUUGGGCCCCACUCCACACAAUCCUCCCUCUCCCUCCUCCUUUCUCUCUUCCAUUUUUCGCUCGCACAGUCACGCAUACAUACAGUCCUCCCUUUGCUAUAAGUCUCCCUCCUCUCGAAUGCCACAAGAUUUAAACAAGCCUAAAAAAAACUGUAUGAUCCUUCUUUUCUUGAACCAGGAAAGAAACCCUUUUUGUUUCUUGGUGUGUGUUCAGCUUUCUGUACGUGAAUUGAUAUUGAAACCCUUUGCUUUCUAGCUGUCUAAUGAAUACUAGGAAAACCUUUUUGUUAUCAUUGCCAAGAAAUCAUAUUUUUUGACUCUGCACUUGCUAAAAUUUUACGAAGGAAAGAAGAGGAGCGCUGUUCUUACUGUGAAACAAUGGCAGGAAAUGAGUGGAUAAAUGGAUACUUAGAGGCGAUAUUGGAUAGUGGUGGUGGGGCAGGUGCAAUUGAAGAACACAAGCCAGCAUCAAGCAUGAAUUUAAGAGAAACAGGGGAUUUUAAUCCAACAAAGUAUUUUGUUGAAGAGGUUGUUACAGGAGUUGAUGAGACUGAUUUACAUAGAACAUGGAUAAAAGUUGUUGCCACUCGCAACACCAGGGAACGCAGCUCCAGGCUCGAAAACAUGUGUUGGCGUAUUUGGCACCUCACUCGCAAGAAGAAGCAGUUGGAGUGGGAGGAACUUCAGCGGUUGGCAACUCGAAGAUGGGAACGGGAACUAGGACGCCGGGAUGCAACUGAAGACAUGUCUGAGGACUUGUCAGAAGGAGAGAAAGGAGAUGGUUUGGGGGAGCUGGUACAAAGCGAGACGCCAAGGAAAAGGUUUCAGAGAAACCUUUCCAACCUGGAAGUGUGGUCGGAUGAUAAAAAGGAAAAGAAACUCUAUAUUGUCCUUGUCAGUUUGCAUGGUUUGGUCCGAGGAGACAACAUGGAGCUUGGUCGAGAUUCUGACACUGGCGGGCAGGUCAAAUAUGUUGUGGAACUUGCUCGUGCACUUGCUAGGAUGCCUGGGGUGUACAGGGUAGAUCUUUUUACUCGCCAGAUCUCCUCCGCUGAAGUUGAUUGGAGUUAUGGGGAGCCAACAGAGAUGCUAACAGCAGGUCCUGAAGAUGAUGGUGGCAACGAGGUGGGAGAGAGCAGUGGAGCAUAUAUUGUCAGAAUUCCCUUUGGUCCACGCGAUAAGUAUAUCCGAAAAGAACUACUUUGGCCUUAUAUUCAAGAAUUUGUAGAUGGAGCUCUUAGUCACAUUCUUAAUAUGUCAAAAGCUUUGGGUGAACAAAUUGGAGGGGGCCAGCCUGUGUGGCCAUAUGUUAUCCAUGGCCAUUAUGCUGAUGCGGGUGAUAGUGCUGCUCUUUUAUCAGGAGCUUUGAAUGUUCCUAUGGUUCUAACAGGACACUCACUCGGGCGAAACAAGUUGGAACAGCUUCUUAAGCAGGGACGGCAAUCAAAGGAGGAUAUCAAUUCAACAUAUAAAAUAAUGAGGAGGAUAGAAGGAGAAGAGCUUUCACUUGAUGCUGCUGAACUUGUAAUCACAAGUACUAGACAAGAGAUUGAUGAGCAAUGGGGACUUUAUGAUGGGUUUGAUGUCAAGCUUGAAAGAGUCUUGCGUGCUCGUGCUAGACGAGGGGUCAAUUGCCAUGGCCGAUAUAUGCCAAGGAUGGUGGUUAUUCCUCCUGGCAUGGACUUCAGCAGUGUUGUGGUUCAAGAAGAAGCUCCCGAGGUCGAUGGGGAACUUGCAACACUCAUUAGCAGUGUUGAUGGUUCUUCCCCAAAAGCAAUUCCAGCAAUAUGGUCUGAAGUCAUGCGGUUCCUUACAAACCCCCAUAAGCCGAUGAUUUUGGCCUUAUCAAGGCCUGAUCCAAAGAAGAAUAUUACAACUCUUUUGAAAGCCUUUGGAGAAUGCCGUCCAUUAAGAGAGCUUGCCAAUCUUACGCUGAUUAUGGGAAACAGAGAUGAUAUAGAUGAGAUGACUGGUGGAAAUGCAAGUGUGCUGACGACAGUGUUGAAGAUGAUUGACAAGUAUGAUCUUUAUGGGCUGGUGGCCUAUCCAAAGCAUCACAAGCAAGCUGAUGUUCCAGAAAUAUAUCGGCUUGCUGCGAAAACAAAGGGCGUUUUCAUAAAUCCAGCAUUGGUAGAGCCUUUUGGGCUUACCUUGAUUGAGGCAGCAGCUCAUGGGCUUCCGAUGGUGGCUACUAAAAAUGGUGGACCAGUUGACAUCCAUAGGGCACUGAACAAUGGUCUGCUCGUUGACCCUCAUGAUCAGCAAGCUAUUGCUGAUGCAUUGCUUAAGUUGGUGUCAGAAAAGAACCUGUGGUCUGACUGCAGAAAUAAUGGAUGGAAGAAUAUACAUCUAUUCUCAUGGCCUGAACACUGCCGGACUUACUUGACCAGGGUAGCAGCCUGCCGGAUGAGGCACCCACAAUGGCAAACUGAUACACCAGAGGAUGAGGUAGCUGCAGAAGAGUCGUCUCUCAAUGAUUCGCUCAUGGAUGUGCAGGAUAUGUCCCUUAGACUGUCCAUUGAUGGAGACAAACCUUCACUGAAUGGAUCUCUUGACUAUUCAGCUGCAGCUACUGGGGACCCUACAGUGUCAGAUCAAGUACAACGAGUCCUAAACAAGAUAAAGAAACCAGACCCCAGGCCAGUAGUUUCUGAAAGUGGAAAGCCUGAGGCUGUUGUAAGCAAGCACCCAAUGCUGAGGCGGCGACGCAGAUUGAUUGUUAUAGCUCUAGACUGCUAUGAUAGCAAUGGGGUUCCUGAAAAGAAAAUGAUUAAGAUUGUGCAAGAUAUAAUUAAAGCUGUUAGGUCGGACUUACUAUUUGCAAAAGUGGCAGGGCUUGCUCUAUCAACAGCUAUGUCAUUAACAGAAACAACAGAGUUCUUGACAUCAUCAAAGAUUCAAGUAAAUGACUUUGACGCAUUGAUUUGUAGCAGCGGGGGUGAAGUAUACUACCCUGGUACUUAUACUGAAGAAGACGGGAAGCUUGCUCGAGAUCCAGAUUAUGCAGCCCAUAUAGACUAUCGUUGGGGCUGUGAUGGCCUAACAAAAACCAUUUGGAAGCUGAUGAAUACAACUGAAGGUGGGAAAAAAUCUGAUGAGUCUUCCAGCCCCAUCGAGGAAGAUAAAAAAUCGAGCAAUGCCCAUUGCAUUGCAUACCUUGUAAAGGAUCGAAGUAAGGUCAAGAGAGUGGAUGAUUUGAGGCAGAGGCUUAGGAUGCGGGGUCUCCGUUGCCAUCUAAUGUAUUGCAGGAACUCGACGAGAUUGCAAAUUAUUCCUCUCCUUGCAUCUCGUGCACAAGCACUCAGGUACCUUUUCGUUCGUUGGAGAUUGAAUGUUGCAGAUAUGUUUGUGAUUCUUGGUGAAAAUGGAGAUACCGAUUACGAGGAAAUGAUAUCUGGCGCUCAUAAGACAGUAAUAUUGAAAGACGUGGUGACAAAGGGUUCUGAUGACUUGCUAAGAACCACAGACCUACGAGAUGACAUUGUUCCUAAGGACAGCCCCCUGAUUGCUUAUUUGAGUGGAAACGCAACAGCUAGCGAUAUUGCUGAUGUUCUGAAGCAAGUGUCAAAAUCUUCUGGUGGAGUGUGAGAUGGUACUAUUUGUAAAUUGGAGCAAAAAUUAUGAUUGUAUUCCUUUUUUCCUUAAGAUUGAAACUCCCAUCUCCUGGAGCAUUUUUCUAGUUUUGGUUCUCAACACAAGAAUGUAGGUAGAUAUCGACUCCUGCUGUUGCAAAAUGCUCUCUUGUAAAGUAGAUAAUUUGGUCUACAGAGCUGCCCAACAGGUUAUUAUAUCCUUGACAGGAUUCCAGAUACAUGAUAUUACUGCUAAA